UUCCUAACUUCUAUUCAUAUUGCAUAACAAAUAUUAAUAAAUCGUUCGUAUUACAUUCAAAUAUUCCUUACGAUUCCUUGCAUUCAAUAAAUAAUAUUCUCGAUCUAUAUCGUUAUUAACUAUUGCAUCUAUUCAUAAAAUUUCGAAAGUGUAUACAUUUAUACUGCACAUGUAUUUCAAAAAUUACGAGACAAAAAAGUCAGAUGCGUAAAAUGUAUACGUUAAACAAGAAAUCAGCGUAAAGGUCCCUGUUUCGAUUAUUUAAUAAUUCUGUGGCAAAUUAAUUAGUUAAGCAUGCGAAAAAUAUUGUUAGUUCAAACUGAUUGUUCAAAUUUUGUCUCUUACAUGGAUAGCCAUCUAGUGGUGAAUAGACUGAAUUCAUUUUAUUGUUGUUGUAGUUGUUAAUUAUUUAAAGUUUCAGGUACACCUGAAUCAUAUUUACAACACUGUAAUUGUACCUAUAUUGCACUAAGAACUACUUAACGAUAUAAAAAUAGAUAUCUUUUAUGGAUAUUUUAUAAUUAUACAAUAAAUUUGAAUAUGUACCUGGGAAACUUAUUACUAGGAGACUAUUCAUAGGAACUUGUAAUUCUAUUUAUAAGACAAUAACGAUAAAUAAAUAAUUCUGUAUUAAAAGUAAACAAUAAUUGCCUGUUCAUAUUUCUUAUUUAAUAGCCCCUGAUAAUGGGCAACCCAACUCUCAACCCUGGCAGUCGGCAACCCGGCGUUCGCGUGCGUUGAAACUUUACUCGUGACUACGUGAAUUCAUAGUAAAACUCAAGAUUUAUAAUAACUGAUCUUGAAAACUAAACGGAAGCGACAAUUAAACAUCACAUUAGAACACAAGAAUACAACGAAACGAUUGAUAUCUGCAAUUACUAAUUACCAAUGUAUUCAUAUCUUCCCCCGAUGAAAAUAUCGAAGUAUUCACACCACAUAUAUCAGCCACAUUUUUUUCAUACAAAAGUUUCGUUGCUCCGCCAACACUCAGAUAACAUUAUUUAAUUGUAAGUAAAGAAAAAAUUGUGCUUUUUUACGAGAUUCGAAGAUAGGAUAGAUCGUAGGUGUGGAUUCUCGGUGUCCGUAAACGAGCUUGACAUUCGAACCCUUUUAGAUUUGGGCAAUUGCCAUUGAAUCGAAAUUGACCAGCUUCAAUGUUAACAUUCGCAAUGACGAUGCGGAUGUUCUCAGCAAAGCAGUUUGCCGCUAACAAGCUACGAGUGCAUACCUGUGCUUACGUCCAGCGAAAUGUUUACAGUAAACAGUCUCAUGGGGACGGUGAUGCGAUGCAUAAAUAUUAACUUGUAACUAUAACACAACUGUGACAAAGCAUCGUGUUAAUGUGUCGAUUAUAUUGCCUACUUUAUAAUUAGUUUGAAAACAAGAAUUUAACCCUUUGAAUGCUGUGGACUUGAAGUUACGAGCGGUCAGUGAAUCAAUGUAUCGUGUACAGCGAACGCCCAUGGGCGUUUAGCGAACAUGAUUAACUAUAACUGCAUACAACUUUUCGUACACGGCCAGCGCCGAAUUAAGGUUUUGUAGACUACUGGACUUCAUGCAGACCUGCAUGUACUGCGAGAAUAUCUUCACUCAAAAUAUCAAUGGUUACAGCUAUUUUGAGCAUUAUACGAUUACUUGAAAUAAUUGUUCUUUCAAUCUCUGAAAGUCCAUCAUCUGGAGGAGUCUCCUAAAGCCCAUGCUUUAAUCCAGCUCUGUAUACGACGUGUGUGUAUUUCUGUAACCAAAAUUUAACACCGAAAAAGUUGUAUAUACAAUGGACUUCAAAAUAACGAACCAUUUGCCAAAGAAAACAUUGCCGAUAAUUCAAUCGUUCAAUCUCUUCUAUUAAACCGAAACAAUGUCUUACUCUACGACAUUUUCAUUCCACUGUGCUCCAGGUUUCUUAAGGUGAAGUUUCCAAUAACAAUGAAAAGGAAGAAACUAUUGUUCUUACAACAAAGUUACGACUUUGUUCUAAACUGAACUUUCAUUACAAAGCUGAUAAGUAUCGAGUAAAGAAAAGAUGACGGUCUCGUACCAGUCUCAAAUCGCUAACUCCACAAGAGGUGGAUUCACCAGACUCCUGUUCAUGUGGAAAGGUUCACUCUACAAACUCAUCUAUAAAGAACUAUUGCUGUUUUUAUUCCUUUUCGCUGCACUAUCUACCAUUUACCGGCAAAUACUUACUUCCAAACAAAAAAAGAACUUUGAACAAAUUGUUAUUUACUGCGACAAAUUUAUUAAUUUAAUUCCAUUAAGUUUCGUCCUUGGAUUCUAUGUGUCCUACAUUGCACAAAGGUGGUGGCAACAAUACCAAGCGAUACCUUGGCCGGACAAAGUGAUGCAUUUAAUUGCGUUAUACGUUACGGGGAACGAUGAAUAUAGUCGUAUACUUCGAAGAGCGCUCAUGCGUUAUUUAAAUCUUUCCUUAAUACUCGUUUUACGAUCAAUCAGUUCGGCAGUGAAAAAACGAUUUCCUACGCUCGAACACGUUGUUGAGUUUGGAUUUAUGACAUCAUUAGAAUUGGAAUUGUUUUUGGCUGUACCAAGUUCAGAGUUCAACACUUAUUGGAUCCCUUGCACCUGGUUCAUCAAUCUUCUAAAAGAAGCACGUCAAAAGCAAAGAAUUCCUGACCAUCAGGGAUUAAAAUUAAUUAUGGAGGAAUUUAAUGAAUUUCGCACAAAAUGUGGCCUCCUAUGGAGUUUUGAUUGGAUAUCUAUUCCAUUAGUUUACACACAAGUAGUGACACUGGCAACAUAUAGUUUCUUUGCCGUUGCUUUACUAGCUCGCCAACACAUUGAUGGCCAAGAAAAACAAUUCCAAUUGCAGAUCGAUGUUUAUAUACCCAUUUUCACAAUUUUGCAAUUCUUCUUCUUUGUUGGAUUGCUAAAGGUAGCUGAACAAUUAAUUAAUCCCUUUGGUGAUGAUGACGAGGACUUUGAAUUAAAUUGGAUAAUCGAUCGUCACACUAAGGUAUCGUAUCUUGGAGUGGAUACUCUCAUGAAUCGAUGUCCACCGUUGGUGAAAGACAUGUACUUCGACGAUGAAAAUUUGAUUCUACCAUACACAGAGGCAGCUGCUGCUUAUAAAAAGAAAACAUACCGUGGUAGCGUGGCAAAUAUGACAAUUCCCGAAGAUAAGCAAACCAUGUUCCUACCAGAUGUUAUAGAAGAAGACGAGGAAGUUGUAAAGCAGUCACUUCAUACAUCAAAUAUAAGUUUAGCUACUCACAAUGAUACCCUGCCGUGCAACACGGGCCAGAUCAGCCAGCACCCUGAUACACCUACGAAGACUGAUCAAAGUUGUCCUGAGACAAUUUUACAAUUUGAUAUUCAAGAACCAUUAACGCGACACGACCAAGUGGAUCAGGGAACUGGAGUUAUAACAGGAGCUAUGAAGAAGUUUUCAUCUUUAACGAAACAUUCGACGUCACGGAUCGAUCUGACUAGAAAACCAUUUUUUACAGUGACAAAAAGUCCCAAGGUCAUUCUACAACCCUCGUCUAGUACGUCUAACGUGUCAAGACCAAUGAGACAAAUCGUAGAUACGCCUAUAGUGUAUGCUGGUGACAUUAGCCCAUGGAAAGAAUACAGACCAAGUGCUCUGUGUCCACCCUCGUUAGAUGUUUUAAUUGCAGAUCAUCCACCUGAUAUUGAUACGAACACAAAUGACAGUCCUCAUUCGGACACGUGUCAGUCUGAGUGUCAUCAUGUCGGUGCGUCUCAUUUACAACUCCCAGAAACAAACGUACCAACUUUAGUACAACCUACACCGCGGUUGAAGAGUCCUAAGUUUCUUGUGAGGAGGCAUAAGUCAAUGGAAGUUACUAAAAAGAAAGGCAUUCAAUGGAAACAAAUUAUGAAACCACUACACAGAAGAACAUCAUACGAGGCUCCAUCACCUGUUGAAGAAGUCUUGUGUCAAACGAGGAGCUCGCCGAAUUUGAAACAUUUAGAGAGGGAUUCCGAAGAUACAAUCAAAGACAAACGUGAUGAUGAUAUUAAUUCCACUGAUAAAGGGACACAAGACUAAAAAUUGAAAAUGUAUACAUGUGAUAGCAAUUAUCAAGUGUAGAAAAUGUAAAAGGAUGGGAAUGUAUUGCCAUUUGUUGUUCAAUGACACGAUGUUAUCACACAUUUCAUACGAAUCUUGUUCAUUAUAUAUGUACAGCUAUUAUGACAGGUAUAAGUUAGAAUGAUUGAUGAUUAAACAUUAAACCAUACAUAAGAUAUUGUUCAAAUGUUGUAAUCAUCUAUUCAGAAUAUAUAUUGAUAUAUUAAUAAACAUUAUAUAUGUUUAGAUUAAACACUGUAUCAACAUUCAAUGCACGUGCACGUUAAUCUAUACAAGCCAAUCCUUCAAUCUAUUACACAUAUAUAUUUGAUGUAAAAUAAUUAAAGAAAUAGUUU
Messenger RNA from Hylaeus anthracinus, 4410 nucleotides. Its product is annotated as bestrophin-4-like. Bases 2024 to 4033 code for a protein of 669 amino acids. NCBI's taxonomy places the organism in Eukaryota, Metazoa, Arthropoda, Insecta, Hymenoptera, Colletidae. Gene Ontology annotation, molecular function: chloride channel activity. The transcript is spliced from 12 exons. The record is from RefSeq and is a predicted model, not a curated record.